GGAAGGGAGGGGACCAUGAAGUCGGCCAAGCCCCAAGUGAACCACAGCCUUGGGGAAAGCCAGCGGGCUCUGAGCCCCUUGCAGUCUCCUCUCCGGUCCGCGGCCUCUCCUUCCCAAGCAUAUGAGACCUACAUUGAUAAUGGACUCAUAUGCCUUAAACACAAAAUUAGAAACAUCGAGAAAAAGAAGCUCAAAUUGGAAGAUUACAAGGAUCGCCUGAAAAAUGGAGAGCAACUUAAUCCAGACCAAUUGGAAGCAGUUGAGAAAUAUGAAGAAGUGCUACAUAACUUAGAAUUUGCCAAGGAGCUUCAGAAAACCUUCUCGGGACUGAGCCAAGAUCUACUGAAAGCUCAGAAGAAGGCCCAGAGAAGGGAGCACAUGCUAAAACUUGAGGCUGAGAAGAAGAAGCUCUGCACCGUCCUCCAGGUUCAGUAUGUAUUACAGAACUUGCCACAGGAGCAUGUGCAGAAGGACUUGAAGGAGGGCUUGAAUGGUGCAGUGUGUUUGCCUUUAACAGAACUUGACUACCUCAUUAAAUUUUCAAAACUGACCUGCCCUGAAAGAAAUGAAAGUCUGAGGCUGUUGUAUUACCUGAGAGUCUUUGCCUUUUUACUGCUUUACUUAAAGUGGAGUAUUGAAGACCAGAUGGAGCAGUCAUCCUUGUACUUUUGGGACCUUUUGGAAGGUAGUGAGAAAGCAGUGGUAGGAACGACAUACAAACAUAUGAAAGAUCUACUGUCUAAAUUGCUGAACUCAGGCUAUUUUGAAAGUAUCCCAGUUCCAAAAAAUGCUCAGGAAAAAGAAGUAUCACUGGAGGAAGAAAUAAAAUCAGAGAAGAGAAAACAGUUAUUGAAGACUGAAUCUGUCAGCGAGUCAGAGUCUCUUAUGGAAUUUACACAGCCAGAGAUACAACCACAAGAGUUUCUUAACAGACGCUACAUAGCAGAAGUAGAUUAUUCAAGCAAGCAGCAUGAAGAGCAAUCUUGGGAAGUAGAUUAUGCUAGAAAACCAAACCUCCCCAAAUGUUGGGAUAAGCUUACUGAACCAGCUGGUGAGGAGAAGAAACAGGAAUCCUUCCAGUCCUGGGAGCCUUCUGUUAAGCAGCAGGAGCUGGCACGGCCUGCGGUUUCCUCAGGACAGAGGAAGCAAGAGAUGGCCAAGCUCAGGUCCACGCUGCAGGAAGAACAGAAGAAGCAGGAUGUCUCUAAACCCAAGCUAACUCCUAGCCAGUGGAAGCAAGAAACUCCCAAACCCAAAGCAGGAUACGUUCAAGAGGAACAAAAGAAGCAGGAGACACCAAAGCCUUGGCCAGUUCAACUGCAGAAAGAACAGGAUCCAAAGAAGCAAACUGCAAAGUCUUGGACACCUUCCCUGCAGAGUGAACAGGACCUCAGCAAGUCAUGGACCACUCCCAUGUGUGAAGAACAGGAUGCAAGACAGGCAGAGACUCCCAAGUCCUGGGAGAACAAUGUGGAGCAUCCAAAACACCCUUUAACACCACAGUCACAGAUUUCUCCAAAGUCCUGGGGGGCAGCUGCAGGAAGCCUCAUACCAAAUGACCCGCUCCUGCCCAGGAAGUUUAAUGCAGAACCCAAAGAUGUGCCUAAGCCCAUGCAUCAGCCUGUAGGUUCUUCCUCUCCCCUUCCAAAGGAUCCAGUAUUGAGGAAAGAAAAACUGCAGGAUCUGAUGACCCAAAUUCAAGGAACCUGUAACUUUAUGCAAGAAUCUGUUCUGGAUUUUGACAAACCUUCAAGUGCAAUUCCAUCCUCACAGUCGCCUUCUGUUACGCCAGGGAGCCCAGCAGCAACUACAGAAGAAAAUCUAACCAGUCAAAAUGAUUUUCUUCAAGAGCCAUUACAGGCUGCUGUUUCUCCAGUUACCAGUAGCUCAAGUGCUUGCUUGGUUACUACCGAUCCGGCUUCUUCGGGAUCUGAAACAGAGUUUAUGCCUUCAGAGACCCCUGAGGCAGCAGAUCCCCCAAACAAACAGCCAUCUUCACUGGCUUCGCCAAACCCUCCCAUGUCAAAGGGCCCUGAACAGGGUUUCCCGUCACCUCCAGCAAGUAGUAGUUCAGGAACCAUUGGCACAGCGCCCUUUCAAGCCAUGCAGACAGUAUUUAAUGUUAAUGCACCUCUGCCUCCACGGAAAGAACAAGAAACAAAAGAAUCCCCCUAUCCACCUGGCUACAAUCAAAGUUUUACUACAGCGAGUACACAAACACCACUCCAGUGCCAACUGCCAGCCAUCCACGUGGAACAAACUGUUCUUUCUCAAGAGACUGCAGCAAGUUAUCCUGAUGGAACUAUUCAAGUAAGCAAUGGUAGCCUUGCCUUUUACCCAGCACAGACGGAUGUGUUUCCCAGGCCCUCUCAACCAUUUGCCAGUAGCCGGGGAUCCGUUAGAGGAUGCACUCGUGGUGGGAGAUUACUAACCAAUACGUAUCGGUCCCCGGGAGGUUAUAAAGGUUUUGAUACUUAUAGAGGACCUCCUUCAGUUUCCAAUGGAAAUUAUAGCCAGCUACAAUUCCAAGCUAGAGAGUAUCCUGGGACACCGUAUUCCCAAAGGGAAAAUUUCCAGCAGUGUUACAAGCGCGGAGGGACAUCUGGUGGUCCUCGGGCAAAUUCAAGAGCAGGGUGGAGCGAUUCUUCUCAGGUGAGCAGCCCAGAAAGAGACAACGAAACCUUCAACAGUGGUGACUCUGGACAAGGAGACUCCCGCAGCAUGACGCCCGUGGAUGUGCCCGUGACAAAUCCAGCAGCCACCAUCCUGCCGGUACACGUCUAUCCCCUGCCUCAGCAGAUGCGCGUGGCCUUCUCAGCAGCCAGGACCUCUAAUCUCGCCCCGGGAACUUUAGACCAACCUAUUGUGUUUGAUCUUCUUCUGAACAACUUGGGAGAAACGUUUGAUCUUCAGCUGGGUAGAUUUAAUUGCCCGGUGAAUGGCACUUACGUUUUCAUUUUCCACAUGCUAAAGCUGGCAGUGAAUGUGCCACUGUAUGUGAACCUCAUGAAGAACGAAGAGGUUUUGGUGUCUGCCUAUGCCAAUGACGGUGCUCCAGACCAUGAAACCGCUAGCAAUCACGCGAUUCUUCAGCUCUUCCAGGGAGACCAGAUAUGGUUACGUUUGCACAGGGGAGCCAUUUAUGGAAGUAGUUGGAAAUAUUCUACAUUUUCUGGCUACCUUCUUUAUCAAGAUUGAAAGUCAGUGCGCAAUUGACAGCAAAAGAAUGGUGUUCUGUAUUAGUGGGAUUAAAGGAAAGGUAGUCCUUGACCUUGUGACUAAUUGGUUUAGGGAAAUGUUUUCAUUCCUAGAGGAAGGAGGAGGUCUUUGUUUUUGUUUUCCUCCCCAAAGUGAAAAGUUUCAAGCUGAAUGACAAUUAGCACUAAUCUGGCACUUUAUAAAUUGUGAUGUAGCCUUGCUAGUCAAGCUGUGAAUGUAUCUUGUUUGCACUUAACCCUUAACUGUAUUAAAGUUCAGCUUACUAAACUGACUGCCUCAAGUUCAGGCAAGUUAUAAUGCCUUGUUGUGCCUCAAUAAAAACGUUACAUGCAC
Molecule: messenger RNA, 3552 nt
Organism: Eptesicus fuscus (big brown bat)
Lineage: Eukaryota; Metazoa; Chordata; Mammalia; Chiroptera; Vespertilionidae
Gene: CAPRIN2
Product: caprin family member 2
Exons: 19
Coding region: 16-3198 (1060 amino acids)
Biological process (GO): positive regulation of canonical Wnt signaling pathway
Cellular component (GO): cytoplasm
Molecular function (GO): signaling receptor binding
Source: RefSeq, a predicted model, not a curated record